AUGCCAUCGUUCUGGAACGUAGGCGCAAUCUUUUUCGGUCUUUUGGCAGGACUCUCUCAGGCCAAUCUUCUUGGUGACACUCAUAUGCUCAAGAGGUAUCCUCAAGCCGUUGAGGUACCAUCAGCUGCCACACAUUUUCCCAGCACUAUUCUACCCGGUAAUGGUAGCGCUGUUGGUACUUCCACUCGCGUCCUCCUCCCAACUUCAACGCGUCAACUAAUUUAUGCCACUACGCUUCACUCUCUUCACUCUCGGGAGAGUACUGGCGUCAGUACUGGAACCGGUACAGAUGGAAACGUUGGUGAUGGUGCCUCUGAGCCUCCAGUCAUACAACUGGGAGCAUCUCUGUCUUGUCGUCCGACGGCGGCGGCACUUCUGUUACUUCUAUUGAAGUCGACUGGACCGGGUUACUUCCUGUCACUUCAUCAGUUACCCAAUCUUUCUGCGAAACUACACACCAGCCAACUGGAGAAGACCCAGCUGCCACUGAGCCAUCCACUGGCACCACGUCUGAUCCUGAUACCUCUUUCGACGACGGUAGCGGUAGGGCCACUGAACCAAGUACUACAGAUAUUUCACUUCAUCCAACAUCAGUGA
Fusarium oxysporum Fo47 is the source of this 597-nucleotide messenger RNA. RefSeq lists its product as uncharacterized. The transcript has a single exon. The record is from RefSeq and is a predicted model, not a curated record. Bases 1 to 597 code for a protein of 198 amino acids. Lineage: Eukaryota; Fungi; Ascomycota; Sordariomycetes; Hypocreales; Nectriaceae.